UAGGAUGCACCAUAUACCACAUAUCCUGUACCUCGGGUUUAACUUUCCUUUUCUGUGGCUCUGUAAGUUACUGCAUCAAUUAAAGACUUCAAGGACUGAACACUAGAUUCGGGCUGUUCUGGAAAAAUGCUUUUCAUUUUACUGCUAACUGUGCCAACCAUUGUUGAUGCAUUUUGCCCAGCUCAAUGCACCUGUAUAAUAAAAGAUGCCGUUAAGUGUGCCGGCAGCUCCAUUACAGACAUUUCUAUGUUGACAAUACCUUCUAAUUUUACCUACAUCCUCAUAAAAGACACUCUUGCCACUGAACUAACAGAUAAGACCUUCCAGCAAAUGCCAGUAACCCUGCGUCUUCUUUUGGAAUCCAACCAGUUUUCGACCGUAAGUGUUGGAGCAUUUAAAGGUUUCUCUUUACUGAAAUCUCUCAAACUAUCAAACAACAAAAUACAGAAUCUACCAUCUGGGGUUUUUGACACACUAACGGAUUUGGACCAAUUAAUGCUCGAUAAAAACUAUUUGGUAGAACUAGAUACAAAUUUGUUCUCCAAAUUGGCAAAUCUGGAGGAGCUUUUCUUGAACAGGAAUCGUCUAACAAAGUUACCAGAUGGUUUACUAAGUGGGCUCAAAAAACUUAAAAUCCUGAAUCUCUCCAGAAACAAAAUAACAGAGUUGUCUACAAAGCUAUUUAGUUCACUGACUAACCUGGAAACGUUACAUCUCUAUGAUAAUAAGCUGAAAGAAAUUUAUUCUUGUACAUUUCAAAACCUUGGAGAGCUGACAGAGCUCACUCUGUAUUCAAAUGAAAUCCAAACCAUCGCAGAGGAUGCCUUUAAUCACUCCCCUAAGAUGAACAUAUUGAAGCUUUCCAAAAACCAACUGCAAACGUUACCUGAUGGAUUGUUUUUACAUUUGCCAGAGCUAUCAACCUUGGCGCUCUAUGAAAACCCUUUGACAAAACUCCCACCAGUGUUAUUUGGUAAAAUGGACAAUCUACAGUCCUUGUGGCUUUAUCAUACAGAACUUACUACUGUGCCGGAUUUUGUGUUCAGUAACUUAACCAACUUGCAGUUACUUGUCUUGACCAGGAAUCCAAAGCUACAUAGUCUUCCUAAUGAUGCAUUCAAAGGCCUGACUACACUUUCGGAACUGUCAUUGCAUACAAACAAUCUGACUUCCCUUGAGAAGGGUCUGUUUGAGGAGUUGAAAAACCUGGAAAGCCUCUCUUUGUAUAAUAACAAUUUCAAAGUUCUUCCAGGUAAUCUCUUUAACUCUCUGAAAAACCUUCAAUUUAUUUACCUAAAUAACAGUCGUUUACAGACCGUUCCUGGUGAACUCUUCCAUGGUUUGCCCAAUCUAAAGCUGCUCCGUCUAGAUGGUAACCAUUGGGCUUGUGAUUGCAAGCUUGUUGAUUUCAUAGCAUGGCUUACCAAAAAUAGUAAGACAGUAGAAAAUGCAAGGUCACUCCUUUGUGAAAGUCCUUUAAAAAUGAUGACUACGCCUAUUUUGGAUGCAAAAGAAUUGUCCUGUCUACAUACAACAGCAAUGGGAAUGUAUUCUGAUUCAACAACAGCAACACCAACUUCAUACCAAUGGAGCAGUUUAAGCAGUGUCACCAAGCGUCCCACGCAUUCCAAAAAAACAGCACCUGCUACUACUGAAGAGCAGAUCCAUACCACUACUCCGUUGAUAACAUCUGCGCCUUUUACUGCCACCAAAGAAAAAGACCAUGAAGAGACAAGCUCAACCACAUACCACUACAUCACCCGUUCCUCUUACUGGGAUAAGAAGGACCAGAUAAAGACCACAGUUGCCGGGAUGUCAUCUACAAGAACCACCACACUUAGUACGAUAAUCCACACUAACCAUUCAGUCUUUCCUUAUGGUGGACCAUUUUUGAACUUUAAUAUUCCACUGGGCAAAACUAUUUUAACUUUCUUACUUUUAACUGCAGCAUUACAAAUUGUACUGAUAUUUGUAACGUGUUUUGGAUUGUUUAAAAUGAUAAGGCUUUACAGGUACUUUAAAGGUUUUACACAACCUGUUAUUUUGUUACGAGUUUUAAUACCACUUAGUUCCAAAUCGCAAAUUCAGAGCUUACAUUGUCAAUGAUAGUUUCAUUCAAUGUGAUCAACUGUUAAGUGUUUUAAUAAAUGCAUUGCAAACUUGUAUUUACACACACACCCACAAUA
Spea bombifrons (plains spadefoot toad) is the source of this 2186-nucleotide messenger RNA. RefSeq names its product platelet glycoprotein V-like. NCBI's taxonomy places the organism in Eukaryota, Metazoa, Chordata, Amphibia, Anura, Pelobatidae. The record is from RefSeq and is a predicted model, not a curated record. Bases 127 to 2106 code for a protein of 659 amino acids. The transcript is spliced from 2 exons. Gene Ontology annotation, molecular function: protein binding.